Messenger RNA from Anneissia japonica, 582 nucleotides. Its product is annotated as lumican-like. Bases 31 to 582 code for a protein of 183 amino acids. The transcript has 2 exons. Gene Ontology annotation, cellular component: plasma membrane. The record is from RefSeq and is a predicted model, not a curated record. NCBI's taxonomy places the organism in Eukaryota, Metazoa, Echinodermata, Crinoidea, Comatulida, Comatulidae.
AGUCUUGCAACCUAUAAUAAUAUAGACGUAAUGAAAGUUCUUGAAGAGCUCAACAUGUUUGGAUUAUUGAUAUUCGGCUUAUUUUAUCUAAAAGUAACUGCAACUAUUUCGAUGCAGGAUGGAAUAGAGAGGACUUGCUACGCAAACAACCCGACUCAAAUCAACGGUACACAGCCACCAAAUACCACAGUCUGCCCUGACAGCUGCUCUUGUCAGUACUGCCGCAGAUACAGCGCACAUUCAGUGUUUUUUCCGCAUGAAGUUGUCUGCACUAAAGUUCAUAAUACUCAUAUUCCUACAGCAUCAAUUCCAGUGGAUGUAAAUGUAUUAGACAUGAAGCAAAAUUAUAUUGCUAGCAUCAGUGCUGAUAGCUUAGCACCUUUUACUCAUUUACAAUAUUUGUAUUUGGAUUACAAUAGCUUACAAUCAACUUAUAUGGAUGAUCAUAUUUUCGAUUCCCAAGUUAACUUGAAGAUCUUGCAUAUGGACUUUAAUCGUGGGUUGAUUAAUAUCCAUAAGGCCUGGUUUCGUAACUUGGUAUCCUUAGAAAAAAUAUACAUCAGGCAUUCUGUUGUCGAAUGA